CCCACAUCAGCUGGGACAAUUUUCACUUGUUUUGGAAAAGCAUUAAAAACGAAAAAUGUCGUCCUUUGAGCAGACGGCCGAGGAAAGAGCCUUAUUACUGGAGAAAGCCAAACGAAGGGCCGCACUCCGAAGUGAAUUCUUGAAGCAAACAUCCAAUCCGUUCCGGCAUGGAGAAGGUGGCCAUCUGUUCGAUAGUGCUUUGCUACGCCACCAGUCUAUGCGUAUAAGUGCCGUUGAUUAUUUCCGGCCCACCACAAAAUCGUUACGAUCUUUGUUGCUGGUCGUCGUACCGAUGUUGACCUACGGAUACUGGAUCAAAUCGGAUCGCGAUCGCCGAGAACAAGAGUACCGUACCGGUCAAAUUUCGUACAAGGAUCGUCGCUUCAAGUUCAUCUAAGCGUUGUGAUUGCCCAUUAUUAUGUAGAGCGUGGGACGUUGUUCUAUCGGCGGUGCCAACGCCAAUUUAAAACAAGCAAAAGGAGAAAAAUGUAGAAAUGGAAAUUAAUUUGAAUAAAAUUGAAAAAUUUAAAAC
This is a messenger RNA of Bradysia coprophila, 532 nucleotides long. RefSeq names its product NADH dehydrogenase (ubiquinone) B15 subunit (gene ND-B15). The record is from RefSeq and is a predicted model, not a curated record. Gene Ontology annotation, cellular component: respiratory chain complex I; mitochondrion. Lineage: Eukaryota; Metazoa; Arthropoda; Insecta; Diptera; Sciaridae.